AUGAAUUCAGGAAAUGGUAUGAGCGGUCAGAGUUAUGACCAGCAUCUACAGAGCCAGUUUUCCUCAAAUUUAAAUUCAUUUAUGGACCCCGUUAAUCAACUAACUCAAAACAACCAAUCAAAUCAGCCUAGUCCAUUGAAUCAAUUUACACAGACUAACACAGUGGGAUCUGGUGGCAAUAAUGAGUAUUCUACAAAUCAGUCAAAUCAGCUUGGUAUGAAUCAGAUGAAUAUUCCCAUCAAUCAACAGGUAAGUUCUCAAUUUAUGAACGAUCAUAGCAGCAUGUUCAGUAAUACGAAUAGUGUAAACGAUAUGAGCAGCGGAAGUCCGUUGAAUCAUAUUAAUGCAUUGAACAAUAUGAAUAGUCUAGGAAAUAUAGGGAAUAUAGACCAUUCUACCAAUUUUAGCCCCACCAGUCAAUUUAAUCAUAUGAAUAAUAUGAGCAACAUGAAUAGCAUCAACAGUAUGAACAACAUGAGCAACAUGAGCAACAUGAGCAACAUGAAUAGCAUCAACAGUAUGAACAACAUGAACAACAUGAACAACAUGAACAACAUGAACAACAUGAACAACAUGAACAACAUGAACAACAUGAACAACAUGAACAACAUGAACAACAUGAACAACAUGAACAACAUGAACAACAUGAACAACAUGAACAAUAUGAACAGUAUGAACAAUAUAAACGUUAUGGGAGCUAUAGCUAAUACUAAUAACCUAAAUAAAAUGAAUAACGCAAACAAUGGUAACAAUAUGAACAACAUCAACGAGGUGAGAAAUAUAAAUAGCUUAAAUAAUAAUAUGAACAAUAUCAAUCCGGUAAACAGUUUGAAUAGUAUGAACUAUAAUACUAUGAACACUAUGGGUAAUCUCAAUUCAGUCAGCAAUAUGCAAAAUUUGGGCUCAGUAAACCAGGUAAACAAUUCAAACCAAGCAAAUCAAUUCACCAACAGAAAUCAAAGCUUCCAAGUGCCGAAUGCCCAUCGGCCAGGCAUAAACCACCAGACCUUGAGUAAUAAUGGACAAGUAUCCAAUGCUGAGUAUAUUCAAUCCCUUUUGCGGAAGCUCCAACCUGAACCAGGUAUGACCAAGCAAGAAAAAUUUAAACAGUUAUUGAAAAACGGCGAAUUGACCAGGUCUGAUGUUCAAUUGCUGCAACGACAUCAGGCGAUGAUUAAGCAAGCGCAUAUAAUGAGACAAAGGCAAGCACAACAACAAUCUCUACAAGCACAGAUAUCACAGCAAACUUCCAGAACUGCUGGGAAAUCCAUACCGGGGAAAACACUUCCUAAUGCAUCAGGUUCUGAAGGUUUUGCCGGAAAUAUAGCUGGUAAAACCGUGCCUGGGAAAACUGUACCUGGGAAAACUGUACCUGGGAAAACGGUUCCAGGGAAAACUGUACCUGGUAAGAGUAUAACUGCUGGAAUCAGAAAUAGCAGAUCCUACAGUCAAAGUCCUGUUGCUGGUAAAUCCAUGCCAGGAGCCCAGCAGGCCCAAUAUCAAGAUAAUAUGAAUGUUAUUAGUCCGAUGGGUGCUGGUAUGCCCGUUAAGAAUGCAUCUGUAAACAUGAACAACCACGCCAAUGUUCCUAAUAAUCAGUCGUUGAACACUUUGGUUAAUACGUCAAUAAACGCACCUGUCAACAAGCCUGUCAAUAAUCCAAUUAACAACGCACAGGUUGCAAAAUUAAAGCAAAACGAGCAAAAAAGACUAUUGCAGCAACAACAACAGAAAUAUUUUGGAUUAACUCCCGAGCAAUAUGAAAAACUGACACCACAACAGAAGCAAAUGGUGAAAAUGCAGUAUUUAAGACGAAAAGCAAAAACUCAUCGAUUUUAUGAAGCAGAUCAAGAACUCCUGAAAAAGUAUGAAAAUAGUCCUCCCUCUAUGGACUUCCAUAUUCACGAAGAUCACUAUAAAUUUGGCAAUAGCGAUAAUUUAAUUCCAAAAUCUGACCCUUCCAUUAAGGACUUCUUGAGACACGUUGCAAAAAAGCAAAUACCUGACGCUUUGAUGGAAAUUAUUAAGGAUGGUAAUAUACAGUUGUAUGAAGGCAACAUCAUCCUCAGGAUUUUUGAUCACAGAACUAAGGCAAGAAAAAAUGGUAUCAAAAAUUCACCUAGCUUAACAAAAUCGGAACCAGUUUCUCAGUCAAGUGAUGGUGUCACACCCCAAAAGGAUGACAAAGGGGAUUUGGCCUCUAGUAAAAAACCGUUUAAGGAAUACCGUACGAUUUUGAGAUUAACUCAAUCAGGAUUAUAUGAAGAUUUUUGUUUAACCACAGAUACACAACUUUUUGGCGAUUCGUUUGUUCUAACAUUUGAAAGUGAGCUUUUAACUGCCACUGCAAGAAAUGUAAACCUGCAGCCAAUCCAAAAUCCAUACUUGCAAGAUAAGUCAUUAUGGCCGACUGAACAAAUGGUUUUGCCUACUUAUGAUGAAGUGAAUGACAAAAUGGUUUUCCCACACCGGAAAGACAUGAGGGAAGUUGUAAAUGAACGAUUUAGGCCAAAUAAAAAGAGAAAGUUGAUAGACUUUGAGAAUUACAGUUAUAAGCCACUCCAUAAUGACGAAUCACAACUGAAUUCUAAAUACGAAAAAGUCAUGCUGAUUAUGAAUGAAUCUUCGGCACAUAGUAACAUCUCGAUAAACAAACAGGAUAUUGAAUUACCAAGGUUCGAAAGGUUGAGAUUCGUUGAAAGUUUGAGAAGGCAAAACUUAUUAAACAAGGAAGUUAAUACGAAUGGCUUAAACUCAGAAACUUCUAAUGUAGGAGGAUACACGGGGCUCUCUGGGCUUCGUGGUGUGAAUACCAAACCUUUUUCUGCGGGGCUACCUACAAAAAAUGAUAACAUCACUGAAGUAAAAGCCAACACUCAAGAUGACGAGAAAAAGACCACAAAGCCGAACACUAAGGUGCCUGCAUCCAAGAAAAAAGCUGAUAAACCAAAGAAGCCACGAAAGCCAACGAAGAAACAGCUUGCUGCUCAAGCUGCUGCUGAGAAUGGUACCCCUGUUGAGACCAAGAAAAAGAAAACACCAGCCAAGAAAAAAGCAUAG
Pichia kudriavzevii is the source of this 3060-nucleotide messenger RNA. RefSeq lists its product as uncharacterized. The record is from RefSeq and is a predicted model, not a curated record. Bases 1 to 3060 code for a protein of 1019 amino acids. The transcript has a single exon. NCBI's taxonomy places the organism in Eukaryota, Fungi, Ascomycota, Pichiomycetes, Pichiales, Pichiaceae.